This is a messenger RNA of Colletotrichum fioriniae, 846 nucleotides long. RefSeq lists its product as uncharacterized. The record is from RefSeq and is a predicted model, not a curated record. Gene Ontology annotation, molecular function: phosphoprotein phosphatase activity. Gene Ontology annotation, biological process: dephosphorylation. NCBI's taxonomy places the organism in Eukaryota, Fungi, Ascomycota, Sordariomycetes, Glomerellales, Glomerellaceae.
AUGUCAAUGACCCGAGACCAGCUAGAAGCUCUCACGGAGAGAGACAUCCAAGAUCCCAUCCCCUCCAAACUCUUACAGCAGGCCUUGAGCACGCCGCCCUUCGUCCCCGUCCCCGAGCUCAUCAAUAUCCGCGACCUCGGCGCUGUGCCCGGCUCCGGCGUCCGUCCAGGUCUCGUAUACCGCUGCGGCAUGCUCGAAGUCGCCAACCAAAACCCACAGGCGCUCAAGUGGCUGGCCGCAAACGUGAAGCGGGUCUUUGACGUUCGUAAGUCUGCGGAACGUGAGAAGCAUCCCGAUCCAGACGUCGUAGGGGUCACAAACACAUGGCUCGAAAGCGCGGGCGCCCACACCCCACCUGACCUGAACGAUUUCGUCGAAGCUGGGGGCGAAGUUGGACUCCGUAAGGAGUACCUCAAGGUCCUUGACUUGUACCGGCCCAUCUACCGAGCCAUCUUGGAGCAUGUGCGUGACAAGCCCGAGGAACCCUUUCUCUUUCACUGCACCGCUGGAAGAGACCGCACCGGCGUGAUGGCAGGUCUCCUACAAUCUCUCGCAGGCACAGCGCCCGAAGACAUCCGAUUCGACUACAUGCUCUCGCGCAUCGGCACUGAGACAGCGAGGGAGCGGCUCCUCCAGCAGGCUCGCGCCGGCGGCGGUAGCCUCGCUUUCGAACAACACCCGGGCUUCUACAACCUGUGCAGCCUGCGGGCGUCGUGCUGGGACGCGUUUAUCGCGGCAUUGCAGGAAGCGCAUGGCGGCUGGGAGGGAUACGUCGUCGGGGCUCUGGGGUUUUCGAGCGACGACUUGGCUAGGAUCAAAAAUAACCUUUCUGGGCGUGGAGACUAG